Molecule: messenger RNA, 1217 nt
Organism: Pollicipes pollicipes
Lineage: Eukaryota; Metazoa; Arthropoda; Thecostraca; Pollicipedomorpha; Pollicipedidae
Exons: 7
Coding region: 93-1217 (374 amino acids)
Cellular component (GO): extracellular region
Molecular function (GO): chitin binding
Source: RefSeq, a predicted model, not a curated record
UUGGCUUUGCCGGCGGAGGAAGGACCUCGUCGUUUCCGGCAGCUGGUUGCCAUUGCUCAGACGGCCAGCGAAGGCCCUGUUGUUCGGCAAAGAUGGCUCCUCGGGUGGCUUUGCUCAUUGUCGGCACAGUGCUGCUGACGGCGUGCCGCGCUCAGGAGAGCCCUUCGUCGACAACCACGGAGAAGCCGAAGCCGAAGUCGAACCGAGACCCGCGCUUCACAGGCGACCCCCAGAUCGACUGGGAGUUCGACCCAAACUACCCGCGCGAGCUGCGCGGCUACAACAUGACCGGCUACCCGUUCUUCAGCCGUGUGCCGCCCAAGAUGGACUUCAGCUGCAAGGACCGCAUUGACGGCUUCUACGCCAACGUCGAGUACAAGUGUCAGGUGUACCACCACUGCCUGUACAACGUCCGCCAGGACUUCCUCUGCGGCAACUACACGGCUUUCGACAUGUCGACCUUCAUCUGCCAGUUCGUCAACGCCGUGGACUGUGACAACUCGGAUAAGUUCACCUACAGAAACGAGCCACUGUACAAGGCGACCACCACGGAGAAGCCAAGGCGCAAGCGGCCCUUCGAGCGCCGGCCGGUCGCGUACUACGACGAGUAUGAUUACGAAUAUGACUUCCCGGAAUACGUGUACGAGGACGAGGUGGCCACCACCACCACGACCACCACAACCACCACCACCACGACGCGGCGCCCGCUGCGUCGUCGGCCGGGCGCCGGCGGCGGCCGGCGGCGGCGACCGGGGCUGAGGGGCGGCGGCGGCGGCCGGCGCAGACCGAACCGGCGCCGACCACCGCCACCGCCCGUGUACGACUACGACUACCCGGUCGAUACGGCCCCGCUCGAGAAGCAGAAGGCCGUCGCACCCGCGCCGGUCGCCGCUGCCCCGGCCGAGCCGCCGAUUCCGGUUUACGAUUACGAAUACGAGGAUGAGCCCCUGCCGACCGAAGCGCCCGUUCAGGCCGAGACACGAGCGCCGCUCCGCGCGCGCCCUGGCGGCAGGAGGCGACCGGCUCGCGUUCGCGCGCCGACGGCGGCGGCCGCCGAGCCGCUGGAGCGGGCACCGAGCCCGGCGCGGCGGCCAGGCCGGCCACGGCCGCAAGAGGGCGCCCUGCCAGAGGUGGCACCGGCCGAGAACGAGGUGCUGGUAGCGGACGCCGGGCGUCAGCGCGGUGCGGGCGGUCGGCGCCGCGCCGGCAGAUCCUGA